This is a messenger RNA of Cooperia oncophora, 180 nucleotides long. The record is from the annotation of a GenBank genome assembly. Lineage: Eukaryota; Metazoa; Nematoda; Chromadorea; Rhabditida; Trichostrongylidae.
AUGGCUAUACUGAUUCACAGCAGAGACGAUAAACGUGACGGAACUGCAAAGAAGACAGGAGCCGACAACCAGGAAAAACUAGAGGAAGUCACGUCCAUGGAUCAGUUCCGGCAGAUCUUACCUCUUUACGGUCUUCCGCGCCCAAAAUUGGAUCUGUUGCCGAUUGGCGUUGAACCGUAG